Messenger RNA from Cylas formicarius (sweet potato weevil), 3019 nucleotides. RefSeq names its product protein lines (gene lin). The transcript is spliced from 2 exons. Lineage: Eukaryota; Metazoa; Arthropoda; Insecta; Coleoptera; Brentidae. The record is from RefSeq and is a predicted model, not a curated record. Bases 427 to 2580 code for a protein of 717 amino acids.
AAAUUCACGUUAAAUAAUAAUUGUUGUAUAAUUUAAAACUUCGUGAAGAGAUAAUUAUUUUGCCAAAAGAUAAAUAAAUUUCUUCAGAUUCGCUUCGCAAGAAUUAGGAUUGUGGCGUUCCUAUGAAAUCAACAGGUGUGUUGACUUUUCCGUCAUAUUUGUACGCAAUGGAGUUUGAUAGUUGUGUGUGAAUAUUGUGUUUUCAUAAACAAAUCGAUUUACAUAGUUUAUUUAAAGCAUUUUCGUAGAAUGAAACUGUAAAGAAAUUAAUCGAUAAAUCGAUGGCAGUGAAAAGAGCAUUUGAGAAUGGCAGAGGUCAUGCAAAGAUAAGAACGCCAUUGACUACUGAUUUAAAUUGUUACACAAACCUUUAAAGGUGAAGCAUAAUUUUUAAUUGGCCCCAAUCCACAUUUAUUAUCGGUUCUAAUGGUGCUCAGGCAAAGGGAGAGUAUCAUGACCGAACAACCACUAAAGAAGAAACCAAAACGCGAAGAUAGUGCCGGAGACUCAGAUGAGCCCGAUUUUAUUCAAAAUCUUGUAGAGAAUGGGGUGCCCACCGAUCUUCAAGCCCUUCAUCUUUCAAUGCCGGCUCAUGUGAACGAGCAAGACAUCACAUUGAAUGCUGUAAACUUGGAAUACAGUAAGUGCGGUAGUUAUAGGACUAGUGACGGUGAUCAGCAAAAAAGUGUCAGUGAAGAGAAUCAGUACAUUACAAAUGGCGAUAAUAUCACCAUUCAGCCUGCGCCUAAUAUAGUGCCGGAAAAUUCCCCAGUAAUAGAAUAUGCCAAUGUGAUUAAUACGGACUUGGAACAGGUUCAGGACUCUAGUUUGGAUGUAUUUCAGCAGCAUUUAAUAACCCAGUGCUUGUGUGGCACCCCUGUGGAUGUGCUGAAUAGACCUUUCCGAGAGAUAAACGAGUUGGCAGGCGCUUUAAGCACUACACUGUCAGAGUGGCCUGCUAAGAAAAUUAUCCAGUUUCUGUCCAGUCUGCAGCUUCUUUUUGGGAUUUAUUUGAAGCAAAAUAACAAAGGGUUUAUAUGUUCAAAAAUUGUAGAUCUGUGCAAUCCCAUAAUUCACAACGAAGACAACCUUAUCGAACAAAUUAUCUCAUUAUGCGAGACUAGAAAUAGGUUUGUGCAUUUCUUGGCCACUCGUGUUUUGAGCAGUUUUUUAAUCAUAGCCAAAACGAACGUAAACAAUGAAUGGUUAGAGACAAUCACAAAUUACCUCACCUCGGAGAGUGUGGACUACAUGAAGAUGAAUUUUGCAUUGGAAAUAAUUAAGAAUGUGGUUGAAUGGAAGGACGUUGAAAUCCACGUUCUGGAAGAUACGGAAUCUAACGAUAGCUCGAGUUUAUCCACCCGGGAACCCGUCAAUAUUAAUUGCGCCGCACUCCCGUUUAGUGAUCCGGAAAGCUAUGACACUUCAUCAAUAAAAGGCCUGAUCAUUAAAGGCUUGGAGUUGAAGUGGCCCGAAUUGGUUUAUAAAAUUCAAAAUUUGAUUCUGCAUAACGGCUCGGUACAGACUCAAACGUGCAUUCUAACCUUCUUGGCGCUAUGGGAGAGCAUAAUUUCCGUUAAGGCUAAUUUAAGUGUCAUCGAUACCAAGCCCUUUUACGCCCAUUUAGAGACGUUCGUUGGUAUGCUAAACGCCAACUUGCCGCCAAUCAUUUGGAAACAGAUUUUGUCCUUGUUCAAUGAAGUCCUGUGCUACGGGAGCACUCUGGCGUUGCAGGAUUUGUUGCCAGAGGAUACGUGUCAGUUAACGCAUCUUAUCGUCAGAUAUGUCAAAGACUAUCGGCUGCUAGACAGUCUGCCCCACAGAAGGGAUCAAGGGGUUACCGUCAACAGUUUCGUCGGGUCGACGCCCGCCACCGAUAGGUCCCACUCUACCAUAGACAAAUCGUUGCUGCAGAAAAUGAUUCUGCUCGUCCUCAAAUCCGUCGCCAUAACCAUAAAAGAAACGCGAUCGGACAGCUCAGACUCUAGCGUGGGAUCGGACGACUACGACUUUUACCAAGACAUGCAGCUCAUCGAAAGAUCGAUCAGAGACGUGCUGAAGAAAGUAGACGCGUUUAUAAAGAACAGUUUAGACUUCCAUCCUGAAACGCCCUUUUCCAAGGUAAUGGUGCACUUGUUUAGCGAUCAGGACGACUAUAUGAUCGAAUCGAUGGUUUGCACGCUCGAUAUAACCGUGGGUAUUUCGUAUAGGAACGCCGUGUUCCCUGACUUACUGAAUAUGCUAAAUCCUACUCACUCAUUUAUCGAGCUCUUGAAAAUUGUCAGUCACGACUCGGACGUCCUCUUGGAUUACCUGGUGAGCAACGAGACAUGCUUCCUAUUGUAUCUGUUGAGGUUCUUAAAGUAUACGCGUAAGAAUUGGGCAAAAUUCGUUAACAGUUGCGGGGAAGGUAGUACCUCCCGAAGUAACGAACUGGACGAUACCAUGACGGUGCUGAUAAGGUUGAAAAUGCAAAUAAACAGAUUAGUGGCGAGAGAACUGUUUCCCUACAAUAUUAGCCCGGUUUUGAGGUUACUAGAGGUAUGCGAGAAUUUAUACGAAGGGAAUGAGUACAGCUGAUACCUCAAUAUACCUCAAUGUCCAAAAAGUAAACAGAAGUAUUAAACAGUACUGCCAUUUCGAUUCGAAUAUCAGGAAAGUGCCAUAAAGGUUGAAACUUGAAAAAAAUUUGGAGGAUUCAUAUUUAUUGGCCCAUUUUUUAAAAGAAGAUACAAUAUAACAUAUGCCUAUACGAUAUAGUUUACCCUUAUAACACUAUUUUAUUUAUUUAAAAAUUAAUAUUUAUUUACCGUUUUGGUUUUGUAAUUUUUAAAAUUUUCGUGACUGAUGUUGAAUAAUUAGUCGGUGGUAAGCAACAGCUUAAACACCUAAAUGUUAGUGUUCACUCUAAGCCUGGUGUGUAGAGAAUUAACGGUCUAGCGUAAUUUAAAUUAUUUUUAAUCUGUACAUAACUAUUAUCUUGUAAAACUGUGUAUAUAUGUACUAAUAUUUUUUUAAU